Molecule: messenger RNA, 336 nt
Organism: Arabidopsis thaliana (thale cress)
Lineage: Eukaryota; Viridiplantae; Streptophyta; Magnoliopsida; Brassicales; Brassicaceae
Product: Copper transport protein family
Exons: 2
Coding region: 1-336 (111 amino acids)
Source: RefSeq, marked reviewed
AUGUCAGAAAGCUGUGUUGCAAUUGGGUAUCCCCGAGGAGAAAAUCAGAAUGAAAGUUUUGUGACCGUUGCAGGAUUUACAGGUGUUACUUCGAUAACAAUAGAUGACAAAACCGGGAAACUGACGGUAGUGGGAGACAUUGAUGUACCAAUUAUCGUGAUGAAGCUAAGGAAGCUAUGUAAGACAGAGAUUAUUUCGGUAGAUGCUGUUAAACCACCUGAGAAAAAGCCUGAACCGGAGAAACCGGCUCCACCUAAACCGAGUGAAAAGAUUGCAUCUCCGGUUCCGAUGAACUUAGCAGAACGAGUACAAUCCUGCCUAUGCCUAUUCUUCUGA